CAAGCCUCGUUCACAAUCACCCAACAGUAGAAUCGAACGUCAAGCUGGCUGCUGUAUAACCUUUUAGAAGGAUUUUUCUGCAUUCAACGGGAGUAUUCGCGAAGUUUGAAGUCGAAAAAUCGGAUUCUGUUGAAGCUCGCCAUAAUGGUAGAUUACAGCAAGUGGAAGAAUAUUGAGAUCUCCGACGACGAAGAUGAUACCCACCCGAACAUCGAUACUCCGUCGUUGUUCCGCUGGCGUCAUCAGGCCCGCGUUGAACGGAUGGAGGAACAGAAACGGGAGAAGGAACAAAUGGACGCAAAGAAGCGGGCAGCUGAACAGAAAAUGAAGGAAAUUAAGCAGAAAUUGGAUAAGAAGGAUAGUAACCUGGAGGAGUUGAAGAAGAGUCUGGAAGAGCUGGAAAUGGAACAGGAGAGAGUACGGGAGGAGGAAGAAAUGUUGUUGAAGAAAGAACAGAUGCAACCGUGGAACGUGGAUACUAUCAGCAAGGAUGGAUUCAAGAAAACCCCUAUCAACAAAAGUGCAAUCAAUAAAAAGGUGGAGCUAACCGAAGAUCAGAAAGAGCUUAAUUUGAAGGAAUUCAUCAAGAAGUACGAGAAGGAGCUAAAGCAUUAUGGCAUGAUGCGGAACUACGAUGAUUCGAAAAAGUACUUGCGUGACAAUCACAAGCUGGUGUGCGAAGACGCUGCCAAUUAUCUGGUGAUCUGGUGUAUAGAGCUGGAAAAGCAGGAAAAACAAGAAAUGAUGGCACACGUUGCACAUCAAUGCAUUUGCAUGCAGUAUAUUCUGGAUAUUUCCAAGCAGCUGGAUGUGGAUCCGCGUGCCUGCGUCGAAUUGUUCUUCCAGCGCAUCCAGAUAGCCGAAACGGAAUACAAGAAUCAAUUUCUGGCCGUAAUCGAAGCAUUCAAGGAGCGCAUUCGGAAACGAGCCCAAGAGAGACUGCAGAAAGCCAUCGAGGAGCAGGAGGAAGAAGAGCGAAAGGCUCAACUGGGACCCGGAGGGCUGGACUCCGUGGAAGUGUUCGAGUCACUGUUAGAACUGCCAGAGGACGAAGCUCGUGUUCAUCUGCAACGCUGUAUAGAUUCCGGCCUUUGGGUACCUGACGCGAACAAGGCAGCCAAAACGGACGCGACAGCCGACAAAAACUCAAAUCCAAUUUAUGUAACUGUACCGAGCGAGGAGAAACAAGAUGAAGCGAACGAGAAGUAGAUAUAGUUUAAAUCAUAGGGUAAUUUCCACUGUAUAAAGCUAUUGAAACAGAGGAUCCAAAUGUUGCUCCAUUGUGAAAGCUUUUGAGGAAGGAAGGAAGGAAGGUAUUGAAUUAGAGAGACUUUAAACUCUGAGAGUUCAUUCGUCUCUGUUUUUGAGGAAAAACAUUUCUUUCAUUUAACGCUGUCUUCAACGGUAACGGUAUUGAAUUAAAGAGACUUUAAACUCAGAGAGUUCAUUCGUCUCUUGCUGUCUUCAAAUCAAAUCGUGAACAUUAUGUAUUGUGGGUGGGCCAUUUAUAGUGGAAGGAUUUGUUUUUGCAAUAGCAAAGUAAAGAAGUGGAAUUUUAAAUUUUGACGUAGGAUUACGUCUUUCGGGAACAUAUUGGGGUACAAAUUGAAAAACGAAUAUCGAUCGCAUCGUGAAGAAUGUCCAAUUUCAAACGCAUAUUGCUCAGUCAUUUCAUGUCGGAUUGAUGAGAUUUUUACAUCAAAACAUUGCGGCACUCUAUAACAAUUUUUCACCUUGAAUAAAAUAAUAUAUAUCAUGUAAUUAACUAUCGAACAAUUGAAAAAUCUCAACCCCUAUCCAAACGGUACUGAUUGGUCGAAAUUGACGUCAUUUCUUUUUCGCCUGCUUCGCUUCUUUCGUUCCCCGAUAAGCCAAAUAUUUGCAUGUCGAGCGAGUGGGGGGCGCCUAUUUCUCACAUACCAACUGAUAUAAAAGGACGGUAGCAUUUUUGGAUUUCUCAUUCUCGUUCAACGCUCAGAUCGGCAAACAUCUGGGCUUCUAGUGUGCAGUGCUCUACAAAUCAUCGGCAACCAACGAUGGAUGCGGUGCGACAAAGGGAGCAAAGAAGAGGAAGCAGCGGAGAGCAUCGAAUUAAAUCUAGUGUGCAUUGCUGGUGCGCUCCUCUUCACAUCAAUAAUUGGAUGCGACAAAGGAGGCAGAGGAGCGAAGUGCAUUGCAUCGCAUCGUAUCACACCCGCUAUCCGUCGUUUAGCUCGUCGUGGUUGUGCCAAUCAAACCCUCGCAAAUCGACGCACAGAAGCCGAUAGCGCCAAAGUCAAGGAAAGCAUCAGCGAAUCCGUAAAAGCUACCGCUCCCAAAACUAAACUGCUACAUCCGACUGAAACGCAGCAGAUUCCGUACAACCCAUUAAACCAUUCCAGUCCUUCUCAGGACUAUCAAUUUGUUUUGAAACAAAAGAGUUUAUUUUACUGUUUUCCACUUACCACAAAAACUAUAUAAAACCGAUCAAAAAUACUGUUUAUUUUUACAUUUUCUACUAACAACUAACAUGGAACGUAUCAUGUCAAAAACAUGCGUUUCAUCAACCACCUUUUAUUGGAUUUGGCAAAAGAAGCGAAGGACAUAUGCAUGCAUGUAUAUAACGGAACGCUCCAGUCAUACACAGCCCGUUAGGGACGAAUGACCUUUGAGUUAAAGUCCCUUCAAAAACAAGAACGAACGAUACACAGCCCGUAUCAGACAAAUGCAUGAAGGAAUUCUAUAAAAUAAAAAUAAUAUUUUUGUGGUGCCUUUGCGCCAACUACACGGGCGUGUAGCACCAUAGUAGCAAAAAAUGUCGAAGUUCGUGACAUCUGGUAGCAAUAUUUUUCUUCUUUUGAAUUAUAGAGACUUUAAACUUUACGUUCAUUCGUCUCUAGCCCGGCUCAUGUACUUACAAUUAUUGGUCAGUUAUUUCCUGAUGGAUUUACGAGAUAAUUGCAUCAAUUGAUCUGAGCACUCCAUAACAAUCCAUCACAAUUGAUAAAAUAAUAUAUCAUAUGAAACUAACUAGCAAACAAUCAAAAAAAUUUCAAACGGAAAUACCUCGUUCUGAUUGGUCGAAAUUGAAUAUACGGAGAAAUCGGCUCAUCAAAGUAGAGCGAACUUUUGCUCCCACCGAAGUGUAUUCCCUAACAGAGACAUCAAAACCAAGCUGCCUGGGGGAAAUCGGAAUACAUGAAAGCAGGGGGGCUUUUGUUUCCACCGACAUGUAUUCCAUAACAGAGAUUUCAAAUCCAAGGUGUCUGGGGGAAAUCAGCAUGUAAAUACCUUCGUGGUCGAUAGUUUAACUAACGACGCGCACAAAUGGAUAGUGCUUAUUGUAACUAGCGUGGGCAUCAGCAUUGCAUACUUGCUGGCGAAUUAGUAGGGAGCGAUGAAUGAGUGUUUUUUUUAUGUUCGUACCAAUAAGAAUCUUUCGAUGGAUUAAUUGAAGAAUGAUAUUUCAAUGAACUGAAUAGAACCUAUGUGUGAUAGAAUAUAAAUAAACUUUAAAUUUGGAA
Messenger RNA from Toxorhynchites rutilus septentrionalis, 3503 nucleotides. Its product is annotated as hsp90 co-chaperone Cdc37-like. Gene Ontology annotation, molecular function: protein kinase binding; heat shock protein binding; protein-folding chaperone binding. The coding region runs from base 145 to 1209 and encodes 354 amino acids. The transcript is spliced from 3 exons. The record is from RefSeq and is a predicted model, not a curated record. Gene Ontology annotation, cellular component: cytoplasm. Gene Ontology annotation, biological process: protein folding; protein stabilization. NCBI's taxonomy places the organism in Eukaryota, Metazoa, Arthropoda, Insecta, Diptera, Culicidae.